This is a messenger RNA of Aplosporella prunicola CBS 121167, 5001 nucleotides long. RefSeq lists its product as uncharacterized. The record is from RefSeq and is a predicted model, not a curated record. Bases 1 to 5001 code for a protein of 1666 amino acids. The transcript has a single exon. Gene Ontology annotation, molecular function: guanyl-nucleotide exchange factor activity. Gene Ontology annotation, cellular component: cytoplasm. NCBI's taxonomy places the organism in Eukaryota, Fungi, Ascomycota, Dothideomycetes, Botryosphaeriales, Aplosporellaceae.
AUGCUCAGCGCGCUCUGCCGCCCGCGCCAACCCGUUAAUCACCGGGGAUGCCGCGUCGCCGGCACCGGCGCCUUCACGCGCCUACACCCACACCCACACAGUCUCACCACCGCCAUCCUCGCCCGGUCAACAGCAUUAACACGCCUCACCGCGUCCACCCGCACGCUCACUAUCCGGAGUUUCCCUACGACCGAUAACCCGGAAUUAGUCCAGAACAAUGUGCGCAUACGGAGACACAGAUCGUUGGGAUCCCCCACGCGAGAGGAGAUGCUUGGGGAUUACAAGGUCUUGGAUGUGGGAACGGGGAAAGUGCGGGUGAGGGGGAAAAUUGUGACGCAGCUGGAGGCGGAGCAAGAACAAGAUCAAGGAGACAAGAUACCAGGCAUUGUGGACCGGGCGCCAACAGAGCUGCGUCCUUCGUUUAGGCAUUCGGAGCAAAAACAUGAGCAAGGGUAUAAGAAACCACACAAUGCGGACGAGAUACUAAUAGAUCGGCGUCCUUGGGUUAGGCGUCCAGAGGAGGAUGCCAUUAGGCUAAAGCUGGGGCCACGCAUUGUGAAGCAUAAUGCGCCGGACCGUGAGCGACCAAAUGCGUUGGAGCAGAAGCGGCCACAUGCGCCGGACCGGAAGCGGCCACAAUCGCCGGACCGGAACCGGCUACUUUGGUUGGAGCGGGAGCGAGCACACUUGUUGGAGAGGAAGCUACCAGAUGCGAUGAAGGAGUUGCGGCUACUUAAGUUGCGGAGGCGAAAUGUGCCAAAACGGGUACGGGAUGCGUCUAGGGAGAUAGAAGAGCAAGGCGGGGAGCUUCCUUUGUUGAGGGUUUCAGUGAAAAAUGCCGUCAUGCAGAAGGAGGGGGCACGCAUUGUGAAUCGAGAUGCGUAUGGGGAGAUAGAAGAGGAGGAGGAGUCGCGUCCUUCAUUUAGUCUUCAAAAGCAGGGUGCGUCAGAGCGGGAGAAAGAUGCAUUCGUGAAGAUAGAAGAGGUGGAGGAGCCGCGUCCUUCAUUGAGUCUUCCAAAGCAGGGUGCGCCAAAGUGGGAGAAAGAUGCAUUUGGGGAGAUGGGGGAGCAAGAGGAGCGGCGUCCUUCAAUGUGGCUUCCAAAGAAGGAUGUCAUUCCGCGGAAGCCAGAGAUGCAUGAUGCGCCAGAGCGGGAGAAAGACAAGUUUGGGGAGAUAGACAUGGAAGACAAGCGCUACUGGAGCCCAUUGACAAAAACCGAGCGCAUCACAGAUAAUGAUGGGGAAGACGUACGCAGCCGCGACAGCCACAACGAGCGCAAAGCCAGCUUGCUCCCACCUCCAAUACCCGAUGAGGACCGCAUACGCGGCCUGCGCGCUGAUGAUCAGCUCUUCUUCCAAAAAGCACUCGUCCCGCGUGGCAUCUUCAACACGCAGGACCACGUCCCCAUCAUCGACCCGGCCGACCACUUCCAUAUACGCUUACCCGACCAGGACGACGCCAAUGCUGACACCAUGCCGCAGUACUACCGCCAAAUCCCGGGUCUCGAAAACACCUCGCUCUGGGCAAGCACCGACGACGAGACCGUGGCACGCCUAAGCGGUCAACUCAGGGCCAUGGUGGCGCGCAUACGCGAUGAACUCAAGGCCAUGGAGCGGGAUAUCGCCACCGACGCCGAGCACAUCGACUUCAUGCGGACGCACGUGCUGAAAGAGAACAGCCAGGACUUCUCGUCAGAGUCGCGGCACGUGAACAGCGUGCGCAAGCUCGGGCUCGAGGUGUUCCCGGACGCAAAGUGGCAGGAGCCGCCACAGUUCAAGGGCGGCUUCCCGCACGCGCUGCCCAUGAAGCCUGACUGCAUGUACUGGCUCAGUCUGGAGAUGUUUGAGCCCGCGUCCCGAGACCUCGUCGCGGAGCACGUCCGCAUCGUUGAGGACCGCCUCCUAUGCCCCUACUUCAGCGUCGAUAUCGUCAGUGGGACCAAGUUGGCCGUGCAGGGCCUGGCGCAGGUGACUGCUGCGUCCGCCACGGCGCUGUACAACCGCUUCAUGCUCAAGGAACGGCAGCUCAAGGCCAGCAAAAGCCGUUGGUCCGAUCAGGACCGUGCGCAAAUGAAGCAUUACGGUCUUGUCGUAUCGGACACUUUCUACCAGCUCUGGUGCUCCACGCCCGUGUUCGACGCUAGGGAUAACUGGAAAGGUUGCCGUACGGCGUUCCUCCUGAGCGGAAACUACGCUGCCGAGGCGCAGUUGCACGGGCUGCUGGCUUGGGUCAACGAGAUUCAUCGCUGGGGCCUGACGGUGCAUGCUUCGGGCGUCGUCGACGAUGUUCUCAGUCUCAUUGAGACUGGCGAACCUGAUUCGAGCGUUGAUGUGGAGAAACAGCCAGACCAGUUUGCAGAGGGGCAGUAUGACGCUUUUGGUUUGAUCGAUGAUGUGGAGAAAGCGCCUGCAAAGAAAAAGACAAAGAAAGCCGCUAUUGACUUGAGUGCUCGUGUAGGGAAGAAGCGUGGUGUAGCUCCAAAGAAAAAGAAACCCGCUUUUGCUCUGAGCAUUAGCAAGAAAGAGCCUGGUCCGUUAGGAGUGAAGAAGAGUGUCAUACGUAGGAAAUGGUUUAACACUGGGGACAAGAUGGUCAGGAAAAUUCCUGACAAAAACGUGGUCAGGAAAUUUUCUGCAAGGUUGGAUACUAGGGCUUUCUCUACGUCGACCCGCUUUCGAAACGAAGACGCGACAAAAGUGCUCAAAGAGACAAUAGACGAAGGUGUCGUCAAAGAAGAGCAAGUAGUUGUUGAGAAAGAGACGAGUGUCACGAACCAGAGUGCUCGGGACGACAGAAAACCAGCACAAGAGCAAAAAGACGCGCCAGAAGAGGCAACGGUUGAAAAGGCGACGAGUGCCAAGAAAGCCCAGGCAAAACAGGCCGCGGCACCAAAGCCGCAAGCCCCCGUCUACACAGCCUCCCUCCUGGAGAGACUCAAAGCCGCCGCAGUCGAAGAACGAAGCCGCAAAUUGUUCGUCCAUCCGGAGCCAGAAACGGAAACGCAUGCCGCAGAGGAAUCCCGCGCCGCCCAGAUCGACUUGAACAACCUCAAAAAAGAGAAGAAAACGGGGUAUCUGGAGAAGAAGAGAUGGGAAAUUGAGCGGAGGAAGGAGAAAGCCAGAAAGGCCAGGGAGCGGAGUAGGCAGAAUAAGCAAAAGAGAAUACAACAGGAGCAAGAACUGGAAAACGCCAACGCAGUGCUGGGCUUCCGCAGGACCGAACCGCGGUACUUCCAGAGCGCAAAUCCCACAGCCACAAGCUUUGAGGAGAUCAGAGACCUGAUCCCGGAACGCGAGCAAAAGCCACCAGAGCUCUCCGAUAUGGUAAGCGCCGUACAAGAGCAGUUACGACAAGCACGCACUACAGCACCCGACGAGGAGGCGCCGGCAGGUAAGCAAAAUCCCAGCGUGGAGCGUUUCCUCAUUGUCAAGAGGUUUCUGGACACCCUUCACGAAGACGUAAGCAUGUGGUGGAAAGGCGAGGAUGGUACCGAUGCUGUCAUGGCGCUUCUGCGUGAGUUUAGAAAGGACCCAACUUCGAUGCAAGAAUACGAAGGGGGCCUGACGAGGCAGGCGUAUCUGGAGAUGAGAUGGAAAGAGGUUGCAAAAGAAAAGAAGAGGGAGUAUGAUCAGGAGAAAUAUUAUGAGGACAAAAGACUGGUGAAGAGGUUGGAGGCGCUUGACCCAGAGCUUACCAUGGCCCAACAGCUUCCCAUUGCCCUCGAAGAACUUCUAAAUACGGAUCUCCUCAACGAGAGCCCAUCUAUUCCGAAGACAUACGACGAGCUGAUGGCGAGGGAGGCGCACAGAGAAAGAUUGUGGGAGGAGUUUUAUGCAAAGCGCCAGAAAUUUGCUGUGCUGAGAAGAAAGGUGGUUAGAAUGGCUGGGAAUAAGAGGAGAAGACAGGAGAAGCGGAGGGAAGAGGCGGCAAGACAGGCAGCGGCAUGCGAGGAAGAGGCCGAAGCCGCGCCUGGACCGCAGAGCCCCAGCCUCAAACCCAGCCAGCGGAGACAGGAGAGGCAAAAGGCUACAAAGGCGCAGGCUAUGGCAGAAGAGCGGAAGUUGGCGAAGCACCAGCAGAAGAUGGAGAAGCAACAGCGGAAGAUGGAGAGGAAACGGGCUGCAAGGGAGGCUGCAAAGCUGGAGCAACAACAAGAACAAGAACAUGAACAAGAACAAGAACAAGAGCAAGAGCAAGAGCAAGAGCAAGAGCAAGAGCAGGAGCAGGAGCAACAGCAGGAGCAGGAGCAACAGCAAGAGCAGAAGCAGCCAAUCCUCGUAGAAGAGACAUCUUCCUUAUCCACCACCACCGCCAUGGAAACGCACCAAUCCCAGCCCCAGGACCCUCUCUUAGACGCAGACGCAAAGCGGGAGCGGAAGAGGGCGAUACAACAGAGGAGGAGAGCGAGGAGACGGGCUGAAAAAGAGGCUGCGGAGCUGGAACAACAACAAGAGCAAGAGCAAGCGCAAACGCAAGAGCAAGAGCAGCCAAUCCUCGUAGAAGAGACAUCCUCUUUCUCCACCACCACCACCACCACCACCAUCGAAACGCGCCAACCGCAGGACCUUCCCCCAGACACGGCCGCCAACGUCUAUGCUGACGCCGACCCCGACGCCGACCCCGUCUGGCACGACCCCUUCGGCACAGACUGGGACCACGCCGACGUGCACCAAGGCGACGCCGCGGCCGAAGCGGCGCAAGCGCUGCGAGCGGCGCUCGACGCAGACGCGGAGAGGGAGAAGCGGGCGCAGGAGAAGGAGUCGCGGGCGCAGAGGCACGAAGUGUAUGUGAUGCCGGACCCUCGAUCUACUGGUACGCGGAGGUUUAGGUUUGGAUCGCGGCCGGAGCGACAGCAGCCACGCCCGGUGGAGGAUGGACAGGGACAGGAGCCGGUGCUGGGCAGGGGGAAGCGCCCGGGCCCGGUGCGGAGUGAUGAGAGGGUGAGAGGGAGGCGGUCGGUGCCUGUGCCGAAGACGGGAAAGGGGAAGGGUGGGGAGUGA